Plasmodium vinckei vinckei is the source of this 804-nucleotide messenger RNA. RefSeq names its product conserved Plasmodium protein, unknown function. The record is from RefSeq and is a predicted model, not a curated record. The transcript has 2 exons. NCBI's taxonomy places the organism in Eukaryota, Apicomplexa, Aconoidasida, Haemosporida, Plasmodiidae. The coding region runs from base 1 to 804 and encodes 267 amino acids.
AUGAAUAUUCCAUGGAAAUUAUCAACAGCUCGAAAAUUUAGUAGAUUAUUUUCAUCAAAGGUGGAAAUUCCUUAUUUUUUUAAAAAUGAUUCAGGAGUUUUAAUAAAAGAGCAAAAAACAUUUCCUUGUGAAAUUGGGAAUAAGGAGAGUGAGAAAGAAAGUGGAUAUACACUAAUAAAUAAUAUUCAUUAUAUGAAAGAAUUUGAUUUUUAUGAUAGACUUAUAAAAAUAUAUGUGGAUGUUCUUUUAAACUAUUCAAAAUACCCAUUGCAUGUUCAGCAUUUGCAUAUUUUUGGUCGAAAUCUUUUAAAAGAAAAAGUUGAUAAUAUUAAAAAAAGUAUAGAACAUAAAAAUGUGGUAUUGGGGACAGAAGAAGAUAAUACAAAUGAUUUAAAUGAAUAUCUCUCAGAAUUAAAUAAUACAUUAUUUUAUAAUAAUAGAGAAGAAAAAAAAAUAUAUACAAAUUGUCAAAUUGAUAAUAUUAUUACAAAAGUAAAAGAAUUUUAUAAUUAUAAAAAUGUUAUAUAUGCUUUAUUUAAUUUAGAGCAUAAUAAAAUAAUUUUUAAUUAUACAGAGAAAUUAUUAAUAAAAGAUUUACAACAUUGUUUUGUUAAUUCAAAUAUAAAUAAUAAUAGAAAAAUAUAUAAAUAUAUAAAUAAGAAUGGAAAGGAUAAUGUCUAUAUUUAUAUAUUAGAAUUUUCAAAAAAUUUAAAUAUUUUAAAAAAUCGAUUUGAGCUUAUUAAAAAGUUGUUUUAUUCGUAUAAUACCUCAGAAAAUAAUAUGACAUACAAUAAAAAUGUUUGA